UCUCCGCCGCCCGGAGUGCGCGGAGCUGGGAGCGGCUUGACCAUGGCCGCGAGGAGGGACUCCGUGUGGAAGUACUGCUGGGGAGUUUUGAUGGUUUUAUGCAGAACUGCGAUUUCCAGAUCGAUAGUUUUAGAGCCCAUCUAUUGGAAUUCCUCGAACUCCAAAUUUCUACCUGGACAAGGACUGGUACUAUACCCACAGAUAGGAGACAAAAUGGAUAUUAUUUGCCCCAAAGUGGACUCUAAAACUGUUGGCCAGUAUGAAUAUUAUAAAGUUUAUAUGGUUGAUAAAGACCAAGCAGACAGAUGCACUAUUAAGAAGGAAAAUACCCCUCUCCUCAACUGUGCCAGACCAGACCAAGAUGUAAAAUUCACUAUCAAGUUUCAAGAAUUCAGCCCUAACCUCUGGGGCCUAGAAUUUCAGAAGAACAAAGAUUAUUAUAUUAUAUCUACAUCAAAUGGGUCUUUGGAGGGCCUGGAUAACCAGGAGGGAGGGGUGUGCCAGACAAGAGCCAUGAAGAUCCUCAUGAGAGUUGGACAAGAUGCAAGUUCUGCCGGGUCAACCAGGCAUAAUGAUCCAACAAGACGUCCAGAGCUAGAAGCUGGUACAAAUGGAAGAAGUUCAACAACGAGUCCCUUUGUCAAACCAAAUCCAGGUUCCAGCACCGACGGCAGCAGCGCCGGACAUUCCGGGAACAUCCUCGGUUCCGAAGUGGCCUUAUUCGCAGGGAUUGCCUCAGGGUGCAUCAUCUUCAUCGUCAUCAUCAUCACGCUGGUGGUGCUCCUGCUCAAGUACCGGCGGCGGCACCGCAAGCACUCGCCGCAGCACACGGCCACGCUGUCGCUGAGCACGCUGGCCACGCCCAAGCGCGGCGGGAACAACAACGGCUCGGAGCCCAGCGACAUCAUCAUCCCCCUGAGGACUGCGGACAGCGUCUUCUGCCCCCACUACGAGAAGGUCAGCGGGGACUAUGGGCACCCGGUGUACAUAGUGCAGGAGAUGCCUCCCCAGAGCCCGGCCAACAUUUACUACAAGGUCUGAGGCCUGGCGGU
This is a messenger RNA of Manis pentadactyla (Chinese pangolin), 1052 nucleotides long. It is a transcript of the gene EFNB2, whose product is annotated as ephrin B2. Gene Ontology annotation, biological process: blood vessel morphogenesis; axon guidance; ephrin receptor signaling pathway. Gene Ontology annotation, molecular function: ephrin receptor binding. The coding region runs from base 43 to 1041 and encodes 332 amino acids. Gene Ontology annotation, cellular component: plasma membrane. Lineage: Eukaryota; Metazoa; Chordata; Mammalia; Pholidota; Manidae. The transcript has 5 exons. The record is from RefSeq and is a predicted model, not a curated record.